This is a messenger RNA of Nicotiana tabacum (common tobacco), 1240 nucleotides long. The record is from RefSeq and is a predicted model, not a curated record. NCBI's taxonomy places the organism in Eukaryota, Viridiplantae, Streptophyta, Magnoliopsida, Solanales, Solanaceae.
UCAUGCUGAAGAUUUUACAAGACCUCACCAAAAGGUUUCACAACCUCAGCCUCAACACCCCCAUCCUAGAAUUAAUCAGAAUGAUAUUGGUUCCCAAUAUAAUCAACCAGUGGAAGUGCAUAAUGGUCGGCAAAUUGAAGUAGAAGGGAGAUUAGGGACUGGUCAGGAGGUCCAUGGUGACGCUCGCAGAAAAUUUUCUGCUGGUGCACGAGAACAGCAUGACCUAAAACAUGGUGUACUUCCAGCAUCUGCCAAGGAGAACAAAGGGCAAAAGUCCAGUUUGGUUGCUGAGGUAAAUGAUAGGCAUAAGGAUGCUUCUUUACUCGUGAGCUCUGAAGGUCGUCAAAGGAUGGGAGAGUCUUCUCCUGAUGAGAUGAGUUUGUACUCCAAGUAUGAAAAGGAGGAAGCAGAGCUAAAGGGACCAAUAGAGAAUUUUGCCCAGUAUGAAGAAUAUGUGCAGGAGUAUCGGGAAAAAUAUGAUAGUUAUUGCUCUAUAAACAAAACAUUGGAGUCUUACAGGAAUGAGUUCAUGACACUCGGCAAGGAGCUUGAGGUAUCUAGAGGAAGAGACAAGCAAAGAUUCUAUGACAUGUUGGGACAGUUAAAAGAUUCGUAUCGCAAAUGUGGACCAAGACAUAAAAGACUGAAGAAAAUAUUUAUUGUGCUUCAUGAGGAACUGAAGCAUUUGAAGCAGAUGAUCAAAGACUUUGCUGUUUCAUAUGCCAGAGAUCGGUAACCAAAAAGAUUGAAUUCUAACUCAUUUUUGGCCUGUUGGGGAACCCGGAGUGCUCGGGGAUUAUCUCCUCUAUAAUAUGUGGUGGUUAACUCGUUUGGUGGAGGGGCAAGCAGAAAGUGCGCUGUCCCAUUUGUAGAUGAAAUGAAUGAUGGUGACACCACAAGAGUUGACAGAAAAUGUGAAGAUACAGUUGGAGCAACGCAAAUAGGGUGAAGGGUUACUACAAGAUUUGGUCACAGUUCGAUGGAUGUAAAUAGAAAUGUAGAGUGCCUCUUUUUUCUUUCCUUUUUUUUUCCCAUUCUUUAGCGGGGCUUGUGUCCCAGUACAUUCUCGUGUAAAUUAUUUAUGGAAGUUUUAAUGUGCCUGAUACGUACAGUACUGACUCCUGAUUCUAGGAAUCGCCCUAAGGGCUAAUUUUCCAUAGUGUUGUCAUCAUAGGAUCGUUACCAAGUUUUGAUACAACUGUUGCAUAAGGUGGAUAUAUCUUUGUCCACUCUGAUCCAA